Molecule: messenger RNA, 492 nt
Organism: Coccomyxa subellipsoidea C-169
Lineage: Eukaryota; Viridiplantae; Chlorophyta; Trebouxiophyceae; Coccomyxaceae
Exons: 7
Coding region: 1-492 (163 amino acids)
Biological process (GO): mRNA splicing, via spliceosome
Cellular component (GO): nuclear speck
Molecular function (GO): RNA binding
Source: RefSeq, a predicted model, not a curated record
AUGGCUUCCAGAAUCUACGUUGGAAACCUGCCGUCCUCAACAGCAGAGAGGGAUCUAGAGGAGGAAUUUAUACGCUUUGGCACACUGCGCAGCGUAUGGGUCGCCCGCAAGCCUCCUGGAUUUGCUUUUGUGGAGUACGAGGACCCAAGGGACGCAGAUGAUGCUGUGCGCAAAUUGGAUGGCUUCAAGGGAUGGCGCGUGGAGCACUCCAAGAACAGGGGCCCUCGCUGGCAGGAUGCCCCGCGCGACUCCUACCGCGGCCGAGAGCGCAGGUACACACCCAGCACCACCCCUGCUCUAAACCUCUCUCGCUCCGGGUACCCGGUGUUCCGCGCCCCGCUCCCGCCGCCGUCCAGAAGGCGCUCUCCGAGUGUAGACCGCUAUCGCCGCCGCUCGCCGUCGUACGAGCGCAUCCGGAGGCGUUCCCCCUCCUACGAGCCUGUGCGCCGCCGCUCGCCCUCUUACGACCGUGACAGGGUGGGGUCUUUUUAA